This is a messenger RNA of Salvia miltiorrhiza (redroot sage), 1418 nucleotides long. RefSeq names its product transcription factor MYB39. The record is from RefSeq and is a predicted model, not a curated record. Lineage: Eukaryota; Viridiplantae; Streptophyta; Magnoliopsida; Lamiales; Lamiaceae. The transcript is spliced from 3 exons. The coding region runs from base 55 to 1056 and encodes 333 amino acids.
ACACAAAACUGACUCAUGUUCAUCUAAAAUUGCUCAAGACACACACACAACACGAUGGAAAUGACGACAGAAGAAAAUGGCUUAAAGAAAGGGCCGUGGACACCUGAAGAAGACCGGAUGCUCGUUGACUGCAUUCAGAAACACGGCCAUGGCAGCUGGAAAGAGCUGCCAAAGCUUGCGGGGCUCAAUAGGUGCGGGAAGAGCUGCCGCCUGCGUUGGACAAAUUAUCUCCGCCCCGAUAUCAAGAGAGGAGCCUUUACUGACGAGGAAGAAAGGGUCAUUAUCGAUCUUCAUGCAGAGCUAGGCAACAAGUGGUCGGUCAUAGCUAGUUACCUGCCAGGGAGAACCGAUAACGAGAUCAAGAACUUCUGGAAUACUCGUCUGAAGAAAAAGCUGCUUCGGAAUGGGAUAGACCCCGAUACUCAUAUGCCAAGAACUCAUCUUGAUACCUUGUUACCUGUAUUACCUCAGCUUCUCAGCUAUAAUAGUUCAAGAAAUCUUACCUGGGAAGGUAUUGUGAGAUCUCAAGAGGAUGCUGCUCGUCUCGCAAAAGUUCUACUGGUAGGUAACAUUUUACAGUUGUUGAACACUGGUACUACUUCAGUUUUGCCUCCUGUCGCGAUGGAAACUUUUAGUCCUAGCCUGGGAUCAGCUCAAGUCACAAACAGACCUCCAUGGGAUUCCCAUAUGAUGGGAUUGCAGUUGGAAAGAUUCACUCAGAAACCUGAGUUUGACGCUCUGACAUGCCAACCGAGCUUCAAAGAUGCACUUCGACCUGUCUUCCAGAACACAAUGGAAACCAACAAUGUGAUGGAUAUAAAUAGCAACAAAUUUGGGGAAUCAUCUAACAUGUACACAGAUUAUGAAGUACCUGAUCUCAUCUCAGCAUCUCCGGUGUGUUUAAGCACAGAUCAAGAACCUGACAAUUUCAUCAGCCUGGCUGAAUUUUCCAACCCUCCAACUACUUCUGAAGCCUUAGAAGAUAUUCUAAUGGAUGAUGAAGCAAGCAACUACUACUGGAAACAAGUCCUUGAUCAAGCCAGACUGUCGCCAUGAUCAAUCUCGUAUCUGGACAGAGGCUGCUAACAGAUGGUGUCAAGAGAUAAAUCACAUCUCAAGGAAUAUACUUUAACAUUUAGCAUUGAGAAAAUUUCCAGAUUUCAUGUACUACUAAUUUCUUUGCGGUGGUAUAUAGACUCCCCAGCCUGUAUGAUCAUCAGCAGUGUGAUUCAUGUUGUCCACAAGUUUUUCCCCCAUUUUUUCCAUGUAUAAGUGCGAAAUAAGUUCUACUUUCUUAUCAUGUAAUAAUCCAUUUCCAAACUCACAGUAGGACACAUGACUGCCACAGAGCCUAUGUAAACAGAAAUUAUUCAGGCUGGUUUAUGUUGUACGAUAAUCAGUCUCUCCCUGAUUUUGAA